This is a messenger RNA of Patiria miniata (bat star), 1967 nucleotides long. RefSeq names its product MORN repeat-containing protein 4-like (gene morn4). NCBI's taxonomy places the organism in Eukaryota, Metazoa, Echinodermata, Asteroidea, Valvatida, Asterinidae. The coding region runs from base 61 to 498 and encodes 145 amino acids. The transcript is spliced from 4 exons. The record is from RefSeq and is a predicted model, not a curated record.
AAUUAUUUCUUAUUUAUGGCAGUUUGACAUCUUCACUUAACACAUCAUCUGCUAGAAAUCAUGACGAAUCAGGGAGUGUACAAAUAUCCUGAUGGAGAUGAAUACAAGGGAGAAUGGUUGGAAGGAAAACGUCACGGAGUCGGCCAGCUGAUUCUAGCCGAUAAAUCUGUGUAUAUCGGCAACUUUGACCAAGGGCUGUGCAGCGGAAUGGGCGUCAUGGUCUUCCCAGAUGGAACCAAGUAUGAGGGUGAGUUCCAACAGGGCCGGUUUGACGGUGUCGGUGUUUUUACCCGCUCUGAUGGAAUGAUGUUUGAGGGACAAUUCAAACAAGGAAAAGUCAGCGGUCUGGGGCUGUUGACUUUUGCUGAUGGUACUAACGGUCUUCCACGCAACGAAGGAGUUUUCGAAGGCACGCGAUUGGUUGAGCGUAGGAAGGCAUCAGACUACGUAACGAGGGCCCGACAAGUUGCCCAGCAAGCUGAAACUAUUCAGCUAUAAACAAACGAUGGCCUUCUCACAAACAUAGUUUUGUAUUCACAAUUCUGGAAAACCUUGGUCCCAAUUUCGUGGCUUUGCUUACCAUGGAAUAGACCUUUUGCGUAGCAGCCAUCUUAGAGGGCAACGCCUUUGUUUUGCUGGGAUACGCAUGAGAGAACCUUUUGUACUUUCAUUGCUACUCAAUUAAAAUAACCAAAGAUGUCCUCUAAGAUGGCAGCUACGCAUAACGUCUGAGAUUAUUAUGAUAGCUGUGUACCAACUGUGGCAUCGUCCCAACGAAUUCCACAACCAUUGUUGGGACUGCCCCAACAGUAGUUUGGACAGUCCCAACAAUAGCCAGGACCUCUGUCGUAGUUGGGACGUAACAUGAUCACCAUUCCGAGCGUACAACUCUCUCACACCUGUAAGCACACAAUCCAAAGUACAUGUAACUGCAGCAGAAAUGCCUUUCAAACCUGUGCAGACCUUUCCGCUAUUGUUAGCAGUGUCGCAAGUCGGUACGCUUGGAGCGUUCCACCGGGGAACAUUGCCUGUUCCAAUUAGGAAUGUGACAUUCUCUAAUUUUAAUGUACCAGGGAUAAGUAGUUGGUUUUUGCAUUAUACUUCUUUAGUUAUUUUGGGGAAAUUUUUCUGUAUAUUUUUGUACCUUUAUGUCAUCCAAUUAUUCAUAAUAUAAUGCGAUAGUAAUAAAUACUGUUUGAUUACAUAUUGAAAAAAAAAUUCCGUUACUGAGAUGUGACGUCCCAUUUAAUAAACAUUUAUUUAGCUUCUUUUCACUGCAAAUCAACACAUUUAUUUUUGAUCCGUAUCUUGACAAAUUCAAGGACUGUACAACAGCCCAGCCAGCCUAAUUUACAUGUACAUGUACAAGUUACAAUUGGGUUUGUAAUCUGAAUUUUGUUCAAGGAAAAUUCAGCAUUAAAUGUGCUAUUGUGAUUCACUGCAGUGUCGGAUUUUGGAGCGCACAAAACUAUGUGUUCCAGUUAUGUUUCAUUCAGGAAUAUUGUAACAAACACAUUAGUUGUACAUGCCCGUCAAUUGAAAUACAAUAGUGUAUUAUGGUGAAUAAUUGUAAAUUGAACACAUUUUUAUUACGCAAAUUGUUCUUUCAGUUUUAAACUUAAACACACACACAUACAUACUUCGUUUGGUACUCUGUGUACUCUAGGAUGUGCUUUCCACUGUUGGUUGCUUACACAUUUUUAAAUAUAUGGAAAUGUCUGUAAGCAAUAAAAAAUAAAAACAGACCAUAUCAGGACCCAUUGAUCCAACCCCCCCCCCAAAAAAAAAGUGUGUUGUAUGCUCAAAGACCCUUAGUGCUGAGUGCUCUUAACACUGCAUAUACAUGUAAGUACUUUAUUUCAAAUUGUAGUGUAGCAAAUUAUAAUCUCAACAAAAAAUAAUAAUGUUUUAUAAUAAAAUUUGUAUUCUUAUCUUUGAACAGUGUCAAUAAACUUUAAAGAAACCAG